Molecule: messenger RNA, 7988 nt
Organism: Cinara cedri
Lineage: Eukaryota; Metazoa; Arthropoda; Insecta; Hemiptera; Aphididae
Source: the annotation of a GenBank genome assembly
CGAGUGACGAUCCCCUAACUCCUAAGUUCAAUUGCCCGCACAGACUAUACCAUUACAAUAACUGUGGAAUAUCGACGGUACGUCGGUACACAUUAACUUCCCGAGUGACUCAUGUUUAUGGUAUGAGUCAUGAAAAGACGAAGAAAAAUGUCGAUUCAUAUGACUUUUCGCAACUCCAGCAGAAACCUAGAUAAUUCAUUGCAAAAACAACAAAUCGUACGGUAGGCCCCACUAAACCAAACUAUGAACGAGAUGAGCAUUAUUCCUCUAUUAAACGUGUAGAAUUAUAGUAAAAUAUUUUGUAAACUAUUCACUAGUCCAUCAAUGGCGAAUUAUUUAUGAAGAAUAUAAUAAUUAUUAUAUAUGAUCAAAAUGCUACAAUUUCAUUCCAUUAAUACAGUUAACAAUGGAUAUACUGUAAGUACUUAUCCAAAAUAAUAUAUUAUUUAUCAGUGUUUUUUUUUAUUCUAGAUAUUUUCCCUUAAACAAUGUAUAUUUUAUGUCUGCAUUUAUCUUUAAUAAGGUUCAAGGAAGCAGCUGAUUUUUUUAUAUAAUAUACUGCUGUUUAAUAAAACGCAGCUUAGCUCUCAAGCGAUUUUUUGGAAUUUUAUUUUUAGUAUUACUUUUCAAAAAAUCUGAUCAAAUUCCUCUAGAAGUUCUGGCCACGAAACUUCAAAAUACCUACUCGAUUUUCAAAAUUCGUGUUUUAAGUUAAAAAUAUCAAAAAUUUAAAUUAGUAUUUUUAUGCUGAACAUUUUAGUGAAAUCAGAAUUUACCUAUUGUACUUUCUUUUUAUGUUAUUGUUAAUAAAAUACAUACAAUUUAAUUUAAUUAUUAUUGAAUUAUAAAGUUUUUUCAAACAUUUACAUAUUAAAGUAACAACUUUAUUAAAAAAACUCCGAUGGGAAGGAGGAUAGGUGGUUACAUUUUUAUGUUAUUACACACUGAAUGAAAAAAAUAUUUCCAAAAAGUAAUUUUUGAGUUACUUUAAUAUGUAAAUUUUUGAAAUAUUUUUGUAAUUAAGUUUUACGUAUUUUAUGUUAUUAACAAUAAUAUAAAAGCAAGUAUGAAAGGUAAAUUCUAAUUUCACCAAUGUGUUCAACAUAAAAAUACAAACAUUGACAAAAAUUUAAAUUUUUGGUAUUUUAAACAUAAAAACAUUAUUUUUGAAAAAUAAAGCAUUUGGAAGUUUUUUGAUUAUUACUUUAUUAGAUUUUUUUAAAAACCAUCAAAUUAAACAUGCAAAAACACACAUUUUGAACAAAAAAAAUUCCAAAAAAUUGCUCGGGAGCUAAACUGCAUUUGUUCAGUAACUCAAAUUGAUAAAAUAAUCUGCAUAUUACAUUAUAAUUUGUGAAUUUUAAUAAUUAUAUCAGUUUUAUUGAAAUUUAAUAAUUUUUUAUUUUAUUUUUUAGAAUUGUAUUGCUAAAGCCAUGUAUGAUAAUAUAGCUGAAGCACCAGAUGAAUUGGCUUUUAGAAAAGAUGAUAUAUUAACAGUAUUAGAACAAAAUACAGCUGGUCUUGAAGGGUGGUGGUUAUGUUCAUUACGAGGCCGUCAAGUAUACAAGUCUUCUAUACACAAUUUAGUUUAAAUAUAUUCUUCAAAUUAAUAAUUUAAGUAUAUUUUAGGGAAUUUGUCCUGGGAAUCGUUUAAGAUUAAUACCGGGUGUGUAUGGAGUGAAUGAAAACAAAACUAUAUCGAGUUGUGCUCAAGAUCAAAGUCACGAAAGUAAACAUCAAAGCUGGCAUGCAAAUCUGAAUAAAGUAAAUAAAUUAGAGAUGAACAGUAGCAGUAGUUUUAUAUUAUUUAAUUAUGAUGUUAUUAAUUUGUAUGACCCUCCUAAUUUUUCAUAAUAAAAGUUUCAUUUUUAUAUUACUUUAUUUCUUUAUUAUUUAUGAAUGAACAAUAACCCACAGAGAAACAAUAACUAACCAGUUUGGCAGUUUCAUAACUAAUGUAUAAAAUUAUUAAAUAGGUAACUUCACCACAGAAGUUAGAGGACCACACAUAUGACACACUUCAAAAAACAAUUGAUACCAAUGGCUAUAAUAUUCCACCUACAAAUCAUAGUAUGUCAAUUACUUAUGUCUUACUAAUAAUAUAAUAUAAAUUUGUUUAAUUGUCUGUAAAUUACUUAUCCAACAUUAGAUGGUGUAACUAGUGAUUAUAUAAAACGACUGCGUAGUAUUGGUAGCAGCAAUGGUUGCUCUAGUGACAGCUAUGAUCCUCUUCCAAACCAACAUCACCUAUCUUCAAAAGAAAGCUAUGAUGUACCUAGACCACUGAAUAUACAAGUAACUCCAAGCAGUUCAAUCAGUUCACUAUCAACAGGCGGUAUUUGUAGUAGUGGGAGCGGUAGUGAAUCUAAUCAUUCUAGUAUUGCACCUGAUUAUGAUAUUCCUAAAACCCGAAUGUUAACUUGCUUACCUUCAGAAUUUCAAAAUUUAUCUAUAAAUAGUCAAGUAUAAAUAAUAUAUAUAAUAUAUUAUAAAUAGAUAAAAUAUGUAUAUUUUUUUUGUUAGGUACUAAUUUUUUUAAUUUAAUUAAAAUAUAGGAUUAUGAUGUUCCAUCAAGCAGUUUACAGCCUAAAGAAUUACUUCUAGACUUAAAUGGUGCACUGGAGUGUUUAGAUGGCUUAACAUUAGAUGUUUCAUCUUUUACUACUCGGCUCUUAAAUUAUGCUGGACCCAACUGGAGAAAUCAUAAAAACUUGGAAACUAAUCUUCCGGAUAUAAAACUCACAUCUUUCCGACUUAAAAAUAGAUUACACCAAUUUAUUGAAUUUUCUAAAGGGUGUCUUGGAAAUGCUAUGAAUGCUCCUGAUAAAGGUAAGAUAUAUUUAUGUAUUUAAAUUGUAACCGGUAUUGAUAUUAGUUUGUAAAUAUAUAUUUCAUUAUUUUAGGUAUCUCAACUAAACUUCAACCUUUAGUAUCUGAUUUAGUAAAAACAGAUAACAUGAUUAGUUACACGACAAAUGCAUUGGAUCAACUUGGUUGGAAAUCUGAUAUUUUAAGUCGAGGUUUAAAUACUGAAUGUGAUUACUCUGAAGAUGUUUUAGAUAAAUUAAUUUCAUGUGCUAAAUCAUUAACUAAUGAAAUUCUCCAAAUAACAUCAUUUAUUAAGGUAAUAUUAAUAUUUCAUAGAAUCAUACAAUUAAUAUAUUCAUUUAACAAAGUAUUACAAUUGUAUUAAAAAGUAUUUACAUGUACAUAUAUACCACAAUCCAACACCCAAUAUUUGUAUUCUAACAAAACCAAGAUGUGAAUAUGUAUGCAUUUAUAUUAUAGGGAAAUUCUACACUUUUAUUUAAAAAAAAAAUUAUAUCUUCUGAAGUCAAAGAAGAUGAUGAUUAUGAAUGCAUAGAUAAUGAAGAUAGUGCAAAACUGAAUACAAGUACUACUUCUAGUGCUCCUGUGAAAAAUUAUAGUUCUGAAUUGACUACUAAAGAUAAAAAAGUAAGAUUCAAAGUUAAUAGUUAUUUAACUAUGUAAAUGUUUAUUAAAUAUUAUUAUUAUAAUCAUUUUAUUUAUUAUUGCCAUAACAGGCAUUAAUUUUAAAAAAAACAGUAACAUAAUUAUAGCAUUAAUAUUAAAUAUAACAGAUGUAUAAUAUUGUUAAAUAAUUCAUUGAAUGUGGAAAAGUGGCCAAGACUAAGCUGAAUUGAGGUUACGUAAAAUUCUGUGCAGGAAGCGGUUGAAGCCAUACAGUGAUAAAGUAAUUGAAAAAGGGAAUGAUUCCUAGUAGAGUAGGUAGGAACAUAAAAUGAGAUUGAAGAGAGCAAAUAAGGAGAAUCAAGAGAUGCCUCAAAUAGUAAAGUGAUGAAGUGAAGGUUAGCCUCAGUCCGGUGAGAGGUUAAAAUAGGGAUUCAAAGGGUGGAGGAAAUUAGUGAGUAGUCAUGGAUGGGAUGUUUGAUUUUUAAUUUGAAGGCAGCAUAUGAAAGAAAUCUGUUUUGUACUUACUUUAAUCUUAAUUUGUCACAUGCCAGGUAUGGGCACCAUACUACUACCCCAUAUUCUAAAAUGGAGCAAAUUAAGGAGAAAUAAGGAAUAUGGAGGUAGGAGCUAGAAGAGAAAUUGGUGGUAUUGUGUUGUUUUGUAUUGUACAAGCUGUAAAAAGUUUACAUUUUAUAAUAAUUAGCCUUUUCUAUUUAUUGUUUAUACUUAAAAUCUAUAUUAUAAUAAAUUUAAAUAAAUAAUUUAUUCAAUUCAACUAUUUAUUUUUUUUAAAUUUUAGAUAUUCAACUUCUACAGUCAUCAAAUUGUUAGCCAAUCAGAUUUUUUAAUAAAGCACAUUAACACGUUUUUACAAAUUGUUGAAGAAAACCAUCCACCACCAGUAUUUAUUGUGAAAAUCAAAUACAUUAUAUUAAUUGUGCAUCAAUUGAUUACAGUUAGUGAUACAAUUUGCCGAAAUGUACAAGAAUCAACUGUAAAAAACCAUAUAGAGCAGUGUUCAAAAGCUUUAUUUGUAGGUAUUUCAACAGUAGUACAAAAGUCAAAAAGAGCUGCAUAUUUGUUUCCUAGUGUAACUGCUGUACAGGAAAUGAUAGAUUCUGUUGUGGAAAUAUCACAUAUUGUGCGUGAUCUUAAAACAACUAUUUUGAAAAUCAAAUGAAUCUUUUAAGUGUUUUAUUUAAUUAGUAGCAGUAAGUGUUCUGUUUUGAGCUAAAAAUCAUAGGCAUAAUAGCAUAAUUAGGCCUAUGCUAAUUAGAUCAUCAAAAAUGAAAAUAAUGAAGUAUAUACUUAUGAAACAACAGAAUUAUAAUUCAAUAAAAUUAUAAAAUUGAUAUUGUUUACUAGUCAAUAAUAUAAACAAUAAUACAAUGAUUCAAAAAGUAUGUUUAAUAAUGAAAUAGAAUGACAAUACUAUAAAUGUAUGACAUAGAGUAAGAUUUUUUUUUUAUUGUGUACUUAAAGAUUUAUUAUUUUAAUAAUUAUUUAAAUUUGAAUAGCAAAUAUUAAAAUCUUCUUUAUAGUUAAAUCUUAUAAAAGUAUGAUAGUAGGAAGAAAAGUAAAAUAAAACCAAUUUCUAAACAUUGUUACGGUGUUAUAAAUCAGGGUGGUUCUAUCUUUUUUAGUUGGUGGGCUAUUUUAUAAAUUUAUAUAAAUACUAGGAAGUAUUUCCCAGUUUUUCUGUUUCAAACAGCCUGUAAUGGUUAAUCUGAUGAAUUGUCAAUACAGCUUCAUAAUUUCAAUUUGUAUUAAAUUCAUAGUAGAAAAUGCUGAUUCACAAAUUAAUGUGUUUCCAAAUAAUAAUACAGUUUUAUGAGAAGAAUUCCAUAAUUUUUGGGAAUUUUUCUUGCAAACAUAAUUUCUAUAACUCUUCAGGAGACAUAUUCACUUUUGAUUGAAAAAUAUAUAACUUCAUUUAGUAAAUGGGAGGUUUCAUCAAGGUGUCAACUGCCAUUAAGUUAGUAAAUAAUUCAAAUUUAGGUUUCAAUAUAUCAAAAUCUUUAAAACGUGCAUUAAAUUCUGUUAUUAUUUCUAUAAUUAUAUUUUUAAACUCAAUAAAGCAGUGGUACCCAUUUCUUAUAUCACCUAAGAUUGAAUAAUAUAAAAUAAAAUAGAAAAAAAAAUUAUUGUUUCUACACACAUUUCCUUUUCUACAUGGGUUUUGACCGAUAUUUGGAUUAUAGCUACUGUUGAAAAUCCUGCUUCACAUAAAUACAAUGUCAUAAAUGGUAUUAAUAGACGCUUUGUUGUUAAUUUCAGAAUAUUUAUGUUUCAUGUGGUUUCGAACUCCAAAAUGCUAAGUCUAAUGCUCUAAGGAUAAUUAUGCACAAUAUUUAUUUUGCCCCUCCUCUGUUCUCACACCUUCCUGUUUAGGAACUACUGAAAUGAAGUGUAUUGAUUGAUGUUCUAUUGACACAAUGCAAAGUCUUUAAUAUUAAUUCCAAUGUGUUUUUAAAUAAUAAAUAUAAAUUUUAAUGCUUUUAAUUCAUAAUGAUAUUAUUGUACAUUAAAUUAUAAUAAAUUCUCCAUGUUUCAUUAAUUUUAACAAACAUACCUCAAAGUACUUCUGGUCAAUAAUACAAUGAAUAAAUAAAUAUUUUAUUCUUAUUUGAUUUAAAUUUCUUACUAAUCCAGUAUUUAUGCCAAAUAUAGUUUUUAAACCAUUUGUAACUAUGCCAGUGUAUUUAUUAAAUAAACCUCAAUGUAAUAAUUAUAAAAUUAUUGCAUAUAUUAUAUGUACAUGAGUUUUCUAGGGCAGUAAAACAAAAAAGAUACUUGGGCCACCCUGUUGUAAAUUAAUGAGUUAUAGUUGAAAUAUAUAUUUUUGUUUUCACAUAAAAUAUUUUUAGAACUUUAAUUAAAUUUUUAUGAUGGUGGAUAAUAUUCUAAUUGAGCAUAUGUGAUGCAAACAAAUUAAAGUUUCUUUCAACUCUGCUUAUAACAUGAGUACAUACAUAUUUAAUAAAUAUUAGUUUUUAUUUUUAUUUAAUUAGAAUGUACUUAAUUUUCAACUAUUAAAAAAACAAAAAACAGAUGCUCAAAACAGUAUGCUCAAGUGAUAUUAUUGUUCAAAUAUAAAUUUAAAAAUGAGCAAUGUAUGUAAAUUCUAUAAAUUGUAAAUUUAUAGUAUUUGAUGUAGAGUAGUUCAAUAAAAUAUUUAAAUGUUCCUGCUUUAAACUUUAUGAGUGUGAUACGCAAUGUUGUGAAAAAAUAAUUUCUCAUAGGUUUAAUCUAAUAUUUUUAAUUUAUAUCCAGGUAAUCUUAAAACAGUAUUAUUGUUUCUUAUAUACAAAAAUAUAUAUAUAUAUUUUUUAAUAAGUUCUGAGAAUUUAAAUUACUUUUAUAAUUUAUUUUUAUUUAAAAUUAUAGUCUUUAUUAUUUAUAAAUACAUAUAUUAGUAUUAUAAUUAAAAAAAAAAAAAAGUCAUAUUUUAACUAAAGGAAACUCCAAUUGUAUAUUAUAAAUAAAUGCUAUGCAUGAAAAGUCAUAAAUUCCUUGUGAUUUUAGAUCUAAGUUGUUCUUAUAUGAAUAUUCUAUUAUUACUAGUGAGUAGAGUCUAAUCUCUAACCAGUCAAAUAUAUUGUAUUUAAUUUUUAAUUUUUUAGUAUAUUUAUAUAUAUAUUUUUAAACCUUUAUAUUUUAUCCUGUGAUUUUAAUUUGUUCCUAUGGUUUUGUGUGUGUGUGUGUGUGUGAAUAGAUAUAUAUUUUUACUUUAUGAAUUUUGUUCAAAAUUUGAUAAAAUAUUAUUGUAUACAAAACCUAAUUUUUAAUUUUUUUUUGUAUUUUAUUAAUUCACCUCAAUUUGCAAACAUAAUUAAAAAUACAUGUAAACUAGGUACCUACAUUUGAGUAAUUUUUAUUAUAUUAAAAAGUGAACAAUUAAAAAAAAAGUUACUGUAAAGCUUACUGUAAAAGCUACAUUUCAACUAGUUUAUUACAAUAAUUGCAAUGCAUAUUUAUUGAAAUAUGUUAUUUACAUACGGCAUUUUAUUAUUUUAGCAAAAUGUUGUGGUGUAUGGAUUUUAUAUUUUCUGUUGUAACAAAAUAAUUAUAAGUAUCAAUAUUUUAUUAUGUUCUUUAUAUACAAUAAUGUUAUUUAUUUAUUAUAACAAAGUUGUGCAAUAUUUUACAUUAAUUUUUUGAAAUAUCUAAACAUUAGACAAACUAUUUAUAUUUAUCGUAAUAACUAUUUAAGUUAAAGAAUAUAUUUAGUUUAAAAUGACGUGUUAUUAUUAUUUAAGAACUAUAUCUUUUAUAUUUGAUAUUAUGUAGUUUAUAAUAAAAGUAGGAUUGUCUUUUUAAUUCAAUAGGUUGAGUAAAUUAACAUAACUUUAAUUUUUUACUUUUAUAUAUAAUUAACAAUACAUUAAAAAUAUAGAGUUAGAAUUUUCAAAUUUUAUUAUACAAAGGUUUUAUUAUUUAAAAUAAUGAUAAUCCGAAAUACUUCCAACAUUCCAUUUAACAAGCAAUAAAGCAAUAUUUUUUAACAUUGUAUAGUAUAAUUUUUAAUUAUGUAUAAAUAUUGAAAAUAAUCA